Molecule: messenger RNA, 2956 nt
Organism: Astyanax mexicanus (Mexican tetra)
Lineage: Eukaryota; Metazoa; Chordata; Actinopteri; Characiformes; Acestrorhamphidae
Gene: gipc2
Product: GIPC PDZ domain containing family, member 2
Exons: 6
Coding region: 244-1221 (325 amino acids)
Molecular function (GO): protein binding
Source: RefSeq, a predicted model, not a curated record
UUGUUUUCGUGCCCAGAGUUUAGGAGCAGGAGGAGGAGGAGGAUCUGCAGAGCUUAUCUGACAAAUUCUACACUUUACUCCUGUUUUCUCGGGGGCUCCGGGCUGGGGAAGGGCUGUGAGGAGGAUCUGCUUCUGCUGCUGCAGGUUGUUUGGGUUUCUAAUGAGCUUCUCGUAGCCCCACCUGUUCCUCUGAGAGAGUGUGUGUGUGUGUGUGUGAGUGAGAGUGUGUGUGUGAGAGCAGUCAUGCCUCUGGGGCUGAGGAGGAAGAAGAACAAGUCGCGGGAGAGCUCCCAUCUGGUGGAGAAUGAGGAGGUGGGCGGUGUGGGGAAGCCGGAGCUGAACGGCGGCAGCGGCGGGGUGGCUCCCCCGCCCGCAGCGCUCAGGCCGCGGCUGGUCUUCCACACGCAGCUCGCUCACGGCAGCGCCACCGGCCGGAUAGAGGGAUUCAGCAACGUUAAAGAGCUGUACUCCAAGAUCGCAGAGGCCUUCAGCAUACAGCCCACUGAGAUCUUGUUUUGCACCCUCAACACACACAAGAUCGACAUGGAGAAGCUGCUCGGGGGGCAGAUCGGGCUGGAAGACUUCAUUUUCGCUCACGUUAAAGGGAUCAAAAAGGAGGUGGAGGUGUUCAAGGCAGAGGAUGCCCUGGGCCUUACCAUCACGGACAACGGGGCCGGAUAUGCUUUCAUAAAGCGAAUAAAGGAAGGCAGUGUGGUGGAUGGCGUGAAGGUGAUCUGUGUGGGAGAUCAUAUCGAGUGCAUUAAUGGGCAGAACAUUGUGGGGACGCGGCAUUAUGAAGUGGCCCGCAUGCUGAAGGACCUGCCCAAAGACAAGCCCUUUACCCUUAAACUGGUGGAGCCCAUGAAGGCCUUCGAUAUGCUCGAGCCACGGUCGAAAGGAGGCAAACCUGGAGGAGAGAACAAAAUUGGGACCGGCAAAGGAACCCUGAGAUUACGCUCUAAAGGCCCAGCGACCGUGGAGGACAUGCCCACAGAGUUUGAGGAGAAGGCCGUGAAGAAAGUAGAUGACCUGCUGGAGAGUUACAUGGGCAUCCGUGACACGGAAUUAUCGGCAACGAUGGUGGAGGUUGGUCGGGACAAAGUGAACCCGGAUGAAUUUGCCAUGGCUCUGGAUGAAGCACUCGGGGACUUCGCCUUCCCUGAUGAGUUUGUGUUUGACGUGUGGGGAGCCAUCGGAGACGCGAAGCAGGGACGCUUUUAAUCCCAGUCCAUCGCUACCCACACUCCUCUAUUUCCCAGUCAAUCUCGACUACUUGUGUCUUUGGGAACCUGUUAUCUUAACGGCACGCAGUCGUUAAGCUAGGAAGGGAGUGUUGCUGAUUCUUACCACUGUGAUCUAACGGCACAUAUUAUUACACAUUAUUAUUACAUAUUAUACAUUAUUACACUAUCACACUACAGCUCACUCCAAGUGUACUUAUUAAUGUUCCUGGGUAGCACUAACUGACCCCUUGUUAUUUUUCUAGCUGUGAAAAACAAAAAAAGUCUACUUUUCUGUAGAGCAGAGAAGCAGAGUGAUUCCAGAAAAGCCCUCAAAAUUUAAAAUUUGCUCUAUUUUUCACUUUUUACAAAAAAAAAGAAAAGAUAUGAACAGAUUUAUGUAAGAAUGACUUGUAUUUCUCUCAUUUCUUACUAAGCAUGAAACGUGCCUUUAAGGCUGAUUUACUGUUUUAUGGUCACGUCAUGUUUUAUCAAUCUACCAAUCAGACAAUAUUAUACUUACAUUUUGUACGAUAGUUUUUUGUUUGUUUGUUUGUUUGUUUUCUAUGAUAAUUAUAAUAAAUAAUUCAGGCAUAAAAGUGGGGAAACACUGAAUAAAUGUACAGUAACACUAAUAAAUUAGUAAGUACGUAAGUAAAGUCUAUCAGUAACCAGACCACGUUUUUUAAACGUUUUUCUACCUUGCUGGUAUAGUAAUAGCUUUUUACUGUACUGGCUUCCAAGCAGGUAUGUAUAAUUAUUAUUAUUAUUAUUAUUUUUUUUUAGGAAAUUGGUUUCUAUGAAGGAUUGUAGGAUUUUUUUUUUUUAGCCUCUGGACUCUUUCUUAGAUCAUGUGGCAUUAAAGCCUGCCUGGACUGCCUGCAUGUAAUCUGUUUUAUACAAUAUCUACAGCUAAAAAUGUAUAGCGCUCAGUUUUAGAUAAGGGUGAUUUAUCGGACAUUCCUGUAGAGCGUUGUUUUUCUCGUCCUCUUUUUUUUUUGGUGUACGAUAUACAAUAAUUAAACUUUUAUAGACAGAUAGAUAUAUUUUCAGUCUUUUAAUUUAUUUGUUUAAUAAAGUUCCUCUUGUACACAGUCUUUUAAAAACACUUGACUAGAACUGCCUUCAAUAUCUGCAAUGUUUUAUAAUGUUUUAUGAAAUUUCAGCAUGGGAAGCGACUUUAUACGUUCAUAGUAAACAUCAUACUGCCAUCUUUAAUUGCUAAUCUAGUUUUGAAGAAGACUUUCUGCUUUUAGCUCAAAUCUGGCCAGUUUUUCUACUAGUGAGCCUUUUUAAGCAUAUUGAGGAAAGCUUUUUAAUAAUGUGUGUGAGAGGCUUAUCUUUUGAUGGGCUCAGACCUCGUGUGCCACCUGCUGGAUAAGAGAGAAACUUGAUUAGACUGCGCUUUUUUUUUUUUUUAAUAAUUGUAGUUGUUUAACGUGUACUGGAUGUACUGCACAAUCCAUAAGGGACCUUUCGUGUUCAAAAAUUAAGUAUGUAUGUAUGUAUGUAUGUAUGUAUGUCUACACAGAUCUAUUGGCAUUUGUUUCAAUUUGUUUUGUAUGAUUAAUAAUAUAUCUCACUUUGCUUCAAUACAGGUACUUAGUUAAUAAGCUAAGCAGAGUGAGACUGUUUUUAUCCCACACUGUAUUGGUUGUCUCCUAUAUUUCUGAGCAGAUGUAUAAAUCUAGUCACUCACUCUUGAUUAUCAAUAAAAUGUAGUUCUUAAAUAAGCA